Messenger RNA from Erigeron canadensis, 636 nucleotides. RefSeq names its product lysine--tRNA ligase-like. Gene Ontology annotation, molecular function: tRNA binding; lysine-tRNA ligase activity; ATP binding. The transcript is spliced from 7 exons. The record is from RefSeq and is a predicted model, not a curated record. Gene Ontology annotation, biological process: lysyl-tRNA aminoacylation. The coding region runs from base 1 to 636 and encodes 211 amino acids. Lineage: Eukaryota; Viridiplantae; Streptophyta; Magnoliopsida; Asterales; Asteraceae. Gene Ontology annotation, cellular component: cytosol.
AUGUACAUGUCUUCGGGUUUACGGCUUGUGGGACAUUUUCUGGAGGUCACAUGUGUUAAUCCUACUUUUAUAAUUGAUCAUCCUGAGAUAACAAGUCCACUGGCCAAAGCUCAUGAAUACAAACCAGGACUGACGGAACGUUCUACCUUGAUUAUCAACAAGCAUGAGCUUGUUAAUGGAUACUCUGUAGAAAAUGAUCCAGUGGUACAAGGCCAGCAUUUUUCCGAUCAACUAAAGGAUUUCCAAUCAGGAGCAAUGGGUUUGGAUGAGAUAUUCUGUAGGGCUCUUGAAUAUGGUAUUCCACCCACUGCUGGCUGGGUUUUGGGUAUUGACAGGCUUACAAUGUUGCUUACCGAUUCACUAAACAUCAAGGAAGUUCUACUAUUCCCGGCUAUGAAACCAUCACCACACUUUGAACCACUCAUUAAAGGGAAAAUUGUGUCAACGGGCAUUAAUAAUAAUGUUGAGGAUGAUAUGUCAACGGGCAGUGUAGUUACGGUACAAGAAGCUCUUGCCGCGUCUAAAACUCUCCGCAGCCUUCUAUUGCUCCCAGAACACACCAGCAGAAUAUCUGAGAUUUCUGGUGAUGCCGCGGAUUUGACCUGCUGUCCGCAGACGGUUCAUAAUAGUGCUUAG